CGGGCAGGGGCCGGUCCGAGCGGAGAGCUCCAGUUCCGGGGCGGGAGGGACGGGAAGGACCGGGCCGGUCCCGGUGUGCGGCGGCCGAAGCGGGGCUCUCCUGCCCCGCUGUCGCCCUUCCUCAGCCCGGAGCCGCAGCCUCUCCCUGCGCUCCGUCUCUCCCGGUGCGGGGAUGGAGCUGGCGGGCGGCAGCACCAUCUCGCUGUGGACGGUGGUGGCGGCCGUGCAGGCGCUGGAGCGCAGCGUGGCCGCACACGCGUCCCGCCUCUUCAGCCUGGAGCACCGCGCCGGGAACAGCGAGAAGAAGCACCUGGACUGCGAGAAGAUGGUCGGGGAGUUCCGGAACCAGCUGGAGAGCAAGUGCGCGGCGCUGGGCACCCUCGUCCAGGAGUACGGGCGGCUCCAGCGGCGCCUGGAGAACAUGGAGAACCUGCUGAAGAACAGGAAUCUCUGGAUCCUGCGGCUGCCCCCAGGGGUGGAGGUCCCCAAGGCCCCAGCUGUGGCGUUGGAAAACAAUGCCACUGGCUUUUCCACUCAGGAGUGGGAGAACUUGGAGGAGUGGCAGAGGGAGCUGUAUGGAAAGGUGCUGACAGGGAAGAGAGAAGCCCUGGUCCUGCUGGACGAUGUCAUCUCCGAACCUGCCCUCCUGUCCCGGCUCCAAGGAGGAGAAGCGCCCUGCAGUGAAGAGGAGCCAGCUCCUGGAGAGAUCCCAGCAGAACCAGAGGCUCUGCUGUUUGAACUCGAUGUGAGCAGCUGGGACAGCAGAGAAGCGCAGGAAAACCAGGAGGGAAGAGCAGGGCUGGCUGAACCUGGCCAUGCAGACUGCAGCAUUCCAGAGCCAAGCUCUGCGGUCACCGUGAAGCAGGAAGAGGAGGAAGAGCCCUAUGCAAAGGAGCAGGGAACUAUGGAGGGCAUGGAGUUUUCGGAGCUUGGUGUGGGGCCGGACACCGCUGGACACAACGCCCAGGCCCCGGCAGAGGGUGGGAACCAGCCGAGUGCCCAGAGCUGUGAGGACCGCGACAGGAAAGGGAAUCCUGCAGAGACCGGCACCGAAGACAGCACAAUCCCAAUUAAGCAAGAGUUGUGCACUGCAGGUCGGGAGGAGGAGGAGGCUGCAGAAGCUCCUGGAGAGCCCUGCCCAGCAGAGCGAGGAUUUUACAAUCCUGAGGCAUCCAGUCAGACCAGGAAAGGCAGCGAGGUGGAUGCCAGGGAGCUGCCAGGCACAGAGGGCGAGGACCUUCCAAGAGAUCCUGACACAGGAUUUCAGACUUAUGCAACGGAUAUUUCAUUGUGGAUUAAACAAGAGGAGGAGCCACCCUGCCCUGCACAACAGGACCUGGAGAAAGAGGAAAUCUCUACAGUUCCAAGUACAGAUGAAAAUUUGAAGAGGGACCAUCCAGCAGACUGCUUUGAGAACAAGACCUGUGGCUUAGAGAUACCAGGAAGGCCAGGAGAGGGGUUUCCCAAAGAUCCCAGCCAUGGAGUGCCAUGGGACAGUCAGUGGAAUUCAGAAAUGAUGGAAACAACCACCACCGCGAAUGGGAACGGCCUUGGAGGGGAUGCUCAGUACGAGUUCUUUAGUGCUCAGGAAAGGAGCCUUGAAAAGCAGCCCUGUGUGUACAAGUGUGAGAGAAACUCCCCACAGCAGGGCCAGCCUCAGGCACCGCAGGGAGAAGGGGAGAUGUUUCCAGGCCCCACGUGUCAGAGGGUGUUCCCUCUGCUGCACCCACACCCGGGAGAGAAAGGAAGGGGCCCUGGAGCUGCUCCUGCCUCCUGCGAGGGGCCGGGGCCCCGCUCCGAGUGUGGAGAGACUCCCCCGGGCACAGGCAGGCCCCGUGACCAGGACAGCCUGGGCACAGAGGAAGCUGCUGAAAACGAGGAGAGCUUCCCCACGGACACAUCGGGAGCCAGCCCCUGCUGGGAUCCACCCCCGGCCCGGGGCAGCCCUGCCCAGCAGCAGAGCCAGGGCCGGGGCAAGUCCUACAUUUGCAGCGACUGUGGGAAAAACUUUGUUUGCCACUCCUGGCUCGUUAGGCACCAGACAAGUCACACGGGAGAGAGGCCCUACAAGUGCUCCAAGUGUGACAAAACCUACAGGAGGAAGGAUUACCUCCUGAACCACCAGCGCCGACACACGGGAGAGAGGCUUUUCCAGUGUCCUCUCUGCAGCAAAAGGUUUGUGCUCAAGAGGAGCCUGCUGAAGCAUCAGGAAGGUCACAUGCAGGACACACACGUGCCGCUGGUCAGCUGGCCCUGCGGGAACAUCAGGGGCUCCGUGAUGCAUUCCAUAUAGGACAUCACCCACGGCCCCCUCGGGGUCCCCUCGCUGGGCCAGGGCAGCUCUGUGCCAGACCCUGAGGGCAGGAGAAGGCUGUGGAACAGCCAUCCCGAGCCCCUCCCAGGAAAAGGGAGGUGGCUGGGGGUUGUUUUCCCAUUCACCAGUGCCUGUGGAUUUGGGGAGGUGUUGGAGGUACUGCUGGCUGUGAAUCCAUGUGGGAGAGAAACCGCGUUGACAUGGAACAGUUUGUGAUGUUUGUUACAAAGAAGAAUUGUCUGAAUAGAGAGAAAUUAUCUGAAAUGUUA
This is a messenger RNA of Corvus hawaiiensis (hawaiian crow), 2583 nucleotides long. Its product is annotated as zinc finger protein 212-like. The transcript has 10 exons. Bases 173 to 2293 code for a protein of 706 amino acids. Gene Ontology annotation, biological process: regulation of DNA-templated transcription. The record is from RefSeq and is a predicted model, not a curated record. Lineage: Eukaryota; Metazoa; Chordata; Aves; Passeriformes; Corvidae.